Molecule: messenger RNA, 4252 nt
Organism: Drosophila rhopaloa
Lineage: Eukaryota; Metazoa; Arthropoda; Insecta; Diptera; Drosophilidae
Exons: 6
Coding region: 59-4252 (1397 amino acids)
Molecular function (GO): protein binding
Source: RefSeq, a predicted model, not a curated record
UAAAUAAUAUAUAUCAAUACGUAUAUAGCGAUUCGAUCCGAUUCCGAUUCCGAUCCCGAUGAAGACCCGCCAACUGCCGCUGCCGACGACGACGACGGCCUCGUUCCGGGCGAAGCAGCGGGAUGUGGGCGGCCGGCUGGGCGGGAUGCCCUGCGAGCGGGAGCGGAAGCACGAGGCGGCCAAGAGGGAGCGGGAGGAGCAGCUGAAGCGGGAGCGGGAGAGGGAACGGGCCACGGCAGCGGCUUCAGCGGCAGCAUCGGCGGCGGUGGCCACAGCGGCACAGCGGGUGCGCCAGCGGAUGGGAGCGGACAAGGAUCCCGCCAAGCGGAGGACAUCGCAUCCCAGGGAGCGACAACAGGCACUCGGCAGAGCAUACGGACCCGGAGGAGCAUCAGGUGCAGCUGCAGCAGUCGGAAAUCGCACAGGAAGAGGACCAAAAAGAGAGGCACUUACACCGAAGUUCGUGGAGCAGCACGAUCAGGAUCAGGAUCCGGAGAACGACCAGGAUGAUGCCUAUGAUGCCAAGGCCGAGCAGCUGAAGAAUCAACUGGAGGAGCUGGCCGCGAUGUCGGAACACGAAUUCGAGGUGAAAUUCCGGCAGUGGCUCGACCAGGAGGGGAUUGCUCGGGAAAUGCACUCUCAUCUGCGGGUGGAACUCAUUCACUGCUUCAACAACACGGCUCUGGGCCAGUUGCUGAGCAAGGCCGCCGGAGUCCAGAUGGCCCACUCGCACUCCCUGCUCCUCUCUCCGCUGGCGAUGAUGCUGCACACUCUGGUGGCGGAGUUCCUGCACUCCCAGAACUGCCACUUCACCCUGUCGGUCUUCUGCAGCGAGACGCCGCAUCGCCACAAGUUGCCCGACUUUGGCAGUCGUCCGGAGUUCCGAUUUCAGACGGAGGAACUGCAGCAGGUCCUCACCGCCGUGCUAGGUGGACAGGGGGAUGGGGAGGGGGAAGGGGAAGGGGAGGAGCCAAUACAGGAUCCGGAACUGGAACAGAUAGUGGUGGCCCACUACGAGGAGGAUCUGGCCGGCCAGACGCAGUGCUUGCUGCUGGCUCUAGUGCGAUCGCUGGUGGAGAUCAGGAGGUCCUUUCCCGUUCAGAGGAGGGAGGAGCAGGAGGGGGAGAAGGACCAAGAAAGGGAACCAGUGAAGGAGCAGCAGAAGGAGCAGAAGAAGGAGCAGGAGAAGGAGCAGGUGAAGGAGGAGCCCCCCAUUCCAGUGAUCCUGCAAGAUUCCUCCUGUCAAACCGACCCGGCUGCCUGCCUGGAAGCCCGUCCCGAGGUGGACACCAGUGACCUCUACCAGACGGAGGAGCACGAGCUGGUCCUGGGCGCUGACGGCCGGAGUGUCUUCGUGGGCGCCCGCGUCUCCCAGUCGCUGCACUCCGUGGAGCAGCAACUGGGCCAGCUGAUGAAGAACGUCCGCCAGCUGGCCAAGUCCUGUGCCCCGCCCGUCGAGGUGAUAUCCUCCACAGGCUUCGAGGAGCUGCUGAAACGGGAGCUGCGCGAACGGGAGCGCCUCACGAAGGCGGGACAGGCCUUCAAUCCCGGCGAGACGGUCACCAAGCUGGCAGGAGGCGUCGACGAGAGGGAGGUGGAGGAGGAGGAGGAGGAGCCGGUGGCGGGGGACGAUGUGGUCUACUCCGAUUUGGGGCCCAUCCAGUUGCCCGUGCUGGGCGUGGCCAUUCCCCGCCUGCCGCGCCUCCAUCCGGAGCAGCUGGCCAGCCUGGCCGUCAUCCGGCAAUCCCUCGAAAAGGUCCAGAGGAAGGCCCGCCGGCCGCAGGGCAGGAUGUACGUGUCCGUGGAGCGAAUGGAGACCCUGGUGGGCGACGUCUGCGGCUGCGUCCAGCUGCUGGGCAACGUGCUCAAUCUCUCCAUGGAGCAGGAGCACGCCGUCGGUCUGCACAAGGGCUUCCAGAGGGGCUAUCGCGAGGGCUUCGCCCAUGGCCACUUCAUGGGUCUGCAGGAGGGCCAGCAGCAGGAGCAGUUCGAGCGGAAGAAGCGGGAACGGCCACCGCCGGAGCGGGAGGAUUGCUCCGUCCAGGUGGAACAGCUGCCCACGACAAGUAGGGCCAUCCAAACCACGACGCAGUCAUCGACCAGGACGAGUGUCCACACCCAAACGGAUCGGAAGCACCUGGUGGACGCAUGGAGUCAGGCGGACCUGCGGACGGAGUCGCAGCCAAAGUCCUACGAACAGUGGAUCCACGAGAUGCUGAACAGCUCCAGUGGCCAGGUGUUCCUCGAGCGGGUGGAGCUAUCGCUGAACAAGGCUCUGGAGCUGCAGAAGGAGCGGCUGGACGAGCUCUACCAGGUGAAGCUGCGCCACCAGGCCGAGAUGCUGCGGCUCAGCAGGCGGCAGAACUCCUGGCGGACACUGUGCAAACGCGUGGAGCGGGACUCGCAGUCGUCGGUGGAGGCGCGGGAUCUGGUGCAGAAGAUAUUCCGGCUGCUGGAGCACUACGAGUCGCACCACCACCAGCUGGCGGAGAAGAUCCAGCAGACGGAGAUCGCGGCGGAGCAGGCGGCCCGCAUUCUGCCCAUGUGGACGGAGGGAUCGGUGAAGGGCACUGCUCCUGGCAACUGGAACUCCGCCAUGUCGUCCACGCUCACUUCCAGUGGGAUCUGCACCCCGGUUCCAGAUCGAAUCGCCAUCGAAGCGGCUGCAGUGGAGGUGGAUAGGCCCCAGGAGGAUAGGGCAUUGGUGGAGCACCCAUAUCCCGGUCUAGGCUAUCCCUGUCAAUUGCUGGCCCUGGCUCCUCCAGGUGGAAUUCCAGUGGCAGGCACCUUGGUGUCCGUGAUUCCCCGACUUUCUGGUACUUUCCCCAAGGAUCCUGGUCUUCCUCUCCCGCUGGUGACCACUUCCAGGACCAAUAAUGAUCCACCAACUGUAGCCAGAUCUGUUCCUGCUGCAGAAGCCACUGUGGCUCAUCCAAUCCCCAGCAAUAGCAAUCCUCAAGCUGCGGAAGUGGCCAUAUCCUGGGAUUAUGCCCGUGAAGUUCCUGCAUCCAUUGAUUCACUACCUCCGGAAAAUAUUCCCAGAGACACUGUGCCUGUGCCACCAGGACCUCCUCCUCCUGAUCCCCCGAAGCCUUCAAUGCACUCGGUGGCCACCAAUACGAUAGCACCACUGCCACUUCAAUUGACACCACUAAAACCAUCUGCCGGCAAAUCCUCGCAAGGUCCCAGCUUCGAGGAGGCUCUACUAAGUGCCAAGAGCCGCAUGCUGCAGCUGGAGCGGGAGAGCGACCUGCUGGAGCAGAGCUUCCUCAGCUACCUGGAGAAGGCCAAGUCUACGCAGCCCUCCGCUCCGAAGUCCACGGAGGAGUCCUCGAAGAGCCGGCGGAUGCGUUCCAGUUGCCAGCGGGAACGUGACCAGAUGAAUCGCACUCUGGACGGCUUUCGGGACUGGCACCGACGCGUUCGCAAGGAGGAUGCAGUGAGUCUGGCCCAGCUGGAGGAUCUGCAGGGGCAGCGAGUUGUCCCCGGCUCCGUGCUGGACUCCAAGUUGUCCUCGCCGCUGUGGAUGUCGGAACAGGAAGAGCAGGAUAGCUAUCCCUUUACGAAUGCCAUCACCGAGGCGAGGAGCAAGCUGCUGGGCGAGAUCAUGCCGGCCAGGAGGACGGCGGCGGAGGAGGAGGUGGAGGGUCAGGGGAAUUGGCUGCCGGAUUUGCCACCGGCGAACCCAGAAGUCCUCAAUCCAAUUAAGCGGAGGAGCAGCAAUGGCGAGAUGAGCCUGCUCCUUCGGCGGGCGAAGGAACCCCUGGGCCGCCUGGAGAUCCCUCAUCCGCUCCUGGACACCAGCAGCAGCAGCAGCUCCACUCUGGAACUGCCCCCCUUGGAGGCGGGCAGAUCGACGAGCUCAAAGCUCCAGCAGUCCAUGGCCAAGAUGCAGUUGCUCUUUGGAGGCGGAGAGCCAGUGAAACCAGUCGUAGUCCCCAUUCCACAAAGGCGCACCACAAGACCUCUGAGUGCACCCACCCCAGGAUCGGAAUUGGGAUCGGGUGGAAUGGGGGAGGGUGUGGUGCUACCACCACGACCCCACACGGCGCCCACAGUCCUCCACGCAAUCAACGAGCAGGAACCAACCAUUCUAAGCCUGGACAGCUCCACAUCCAGCUCCUCACUGAGAUCGGCGGGCGCAGCUUUUGAGGAUCUGGUCACGGGCGCUGUGGUGGCUGGUGGCCAACACCCCCAAUCCAGUCCGGAGGUCUCCUACAGCCAGGCCUUCUGGAAACGCAUGAAUCUGUGA